GUAUAGUCAACACUUUAAAGCAAAGAAUCAUCCUGACUGGGUCUUCAUUUCUCUUUGAUUAUACUUGGUAUUCCCUUCACUCUCUUCUCUUACUCUUCCCAUACCACAUUUGAUUACCAGUCUCCUCCUACCCUCUCUAUCUACAAUCCUCUAUCAUCUAAUCCAGUCUUCAACUCUCAAACACCAACAUGCGUUGGACACCUGAGGCUGAUCAACUACUUCUCCUCAAGAUACUCGAGACGCACAACCUCUCCGUCAACUCCAAAAAGGUUGCUGAAGCAUGGCCCGUUUCCGCAAAUCAACAAGGCCCAACACCUCGAGCUAUCAGCGAGAGACUGGUCAAGAUCCGCAACAUGGCCGGAACUUCCUUCAGCAUCAGCAAGGGAAGCGACAGCAACACGACCCCUACUGCCACACCGCGCAAGUCCCGCAAGAGCGCCCCCUCCACGCCCAGCUCAGCCAAGCGCAAGCACGAUGCUGUUAAAGCCGAGUCCAUCCCCCCCGAGUCCGUGACUAAAAGUGAGAUCGACGGCCCCGUAAAGAUGGAAGUCGAAACCACUCCCUUUGGCAUCGACAAUACCCUCGACUCUACCCCGACAAGGAAGACACCUCUCGCAGUAGGAGCGGCGAAUCAACUGUAUGCGGGUCAUCCUCUGUAUGUGGUUAAUGGGCCAGCUGCUCCUGUUCCUGUCGACCAGAACAGCCCGUCCAAGCGAGUGCGCAAGCAGACUUCUGCGGCUCCGGGAAUGAUCGAUUGGACAGGCUAUGACGGUGAUGAGAAGGAGGUUGAGACCGAGAGUUCGGCCUCGGAGUACUGCCCGGAUCCUGAAAUGGUUGUCGCAACGCCUCGUCGUAUGAUGAUGAAUUACAUCUAGAUAGGUUCGCCGGUGUUUCGUAGCCAUUGACAAGUCCGCCAUCACUGGUGAGUCACCUGGGCUGUCGACAAGUACAUGGCCGACAUUUGCUACCACACCACUGGCUGCAAGCGUGCAAAGGCCUACGCCCUCGUCACCGCUACGGCCAAGCAGUCUU
Messenger RNA from Aspergillus saccharolyticus JOP 1030-1, 1032 nucleotides. RefSeq lists its product as uncharacterized. The coding region runs from base 189 to 875 and encodes 228 amino acids. The record is from RefSeq and is a predicted model, not a curated record. NCBI's taxonomy places the organism in Eukaryota, Fungi, Ascomycota, Eurotiomycetes, Eurotiales, Aspergillaceae. The transcript has 3 exons.